AUGACAUCAAAAGAAGAAGAAUUGAAAAAACGAAAGACAUACUUGCAAAUCGCGGGAACAGCCUGUUCGAAUUGUCGUAAAACCGGCGCAGAAGUCGGCAUCAAAGCACUUCUAAGAUGUACCCGCUGUCGCAUGUCCUGCUAUUGCUCAAGAGAAUGCCAAAAGGCGGACUUUUCUUUUCAUAAACAUUUAUGUGCGGCAGUUAAAGAGCUCAGCGAGUUUGAAGAAGCUUGGUAUUCCUGCAACGAACAAGAAUCAGAAUGGAAUAAACGAAAUAUAUAUCACAUGCAGCUAUUGACCGAGGCACUUGAUAGAGAACUGAAUAAUUAUGAGAGGAAUGCUUGGCUACAUCAGCCUAAAUGUCAUGUUUGUUUUCGAACUACUCGGGAUUUGCAAAAUCAAUCACCGUUAAUCCCGUGUCCUGAAUGCAAAGUCACGUUCUGUUGCUCCUCAGAGCAUUGGGAAAAACAUCGAGAAAAACAUCAAUCUUUGUGCAAAAUUUACCAACUGAUGAUUAACUGUGAAAGAAUAAGAUACCAGGAUACUUCGGAAACUCUGUGGGCGCCCGAAGAAUGGGAUGCGAAUGCUAUUUAUCCUCCGCUUCCAAAAGAUUGGAAUGGAUAUUUUAAAUGGCGGAAGAAUUCUCAAUUUAUCCACCUCGAUGCCCUAUGUGGAGUGAUCACCAACAAUCUUUCGUUACCUCUCACGAUCUUAUCGGCGCUGGAGAGAUUCUAUGUUCGUAGCAAAUUACGUUCUCUCGAGGAUUUGACAAUUCACAUUAUCGGAGCUAGUCAAUAUGAAAUUUUUGCUCUCAUGACCUUUGAAGAGAUAAUGCAUGUGCUCCCCAAAAUAAAAACAGUUCGAAUCAUAAUGGUGGGAUUUGAAUUACCAGGGCAAAAUCACGGAAUCGAUUUACAAUGCUGUUCGCGUUGUACCAACUCAGGUCGAAAGCGUAUUUGCGCAUUUUAUCCCAUGGCAUACCAUGAGUACGGUUCCUCUUCAGAUUACACAGCUCCUCAUGUUUCUGCCGGGUUCAACACUGGACUCUAUGAGGAUGAUACAGAACUCUGGAAACCUACGAUUGAAUUUUUGUUAGACAAGGAGACACCCUGUGUGUUCACAUCCUAUUCCAAGGAAGAGGCUACCCAAGAUGUAAAAAUUCUUAAGAGUUGGGGAGCCAAAGUUAUCGUGGGAGCAAAGGAAAAUAAAUGGAAAAGUACAAUGCCAUUAGUUGAGCCACAAGGAACUGAUAAAUUCUAUUACAACAAUUUCUAUAGAACUUUGCUUCAGGGGCGCGUGUAA
Acaulospora morrowiae is the source of this 1302-nucleotide messenger RNA. NCBI's taxonomy places the organism in Eukaryota, Fungi, Glomeromycota, Glomeromycetes, Diversisporales, Acaulosporaceae. The record is from the annotation of a GenBank genome assembly.